GGCCUCGCCGUCAGCGCGCGUGCUCCGUGCGGGAUGCUGGAUUGUAGGUGAUGAUGGCGGAAGGGGAGCGACGCUGAGUUCCAUCCGAGUUUUUACCCCAGCUGUAAAAACCACCCACAACCACCGUUUCUCUCCGUCGAGACCUAUCCCGAAGCAAUGGGGAACGAGGCCAGCAUGGAGGGGGAGGGACAGGCGGGACAGCCCGGCGCCGCCGUCCCUGCAGCGGGGGCUCCGACUUCCAUUUCAGCACCACCGGACUCUGGACAGCUCAUCAAGCCCAGCAAUGGAGCGCCAGCCGGAGGAAGUGGGGCUGCGUCCGGGCCGGGGAUUAACAGACCACCUCUAUCAGACCCCGGGCCUAAAGCAGGAGCGCAGAGCACCCAUGGGCCAGGCGACAGGUUGGCCUUCCAUGAUGCCAGUCAGCAUGCUGCGCCUCAAGGAGGCCAGGGUCAGGGGCAUGCAGCCAGGAAGAAUCUGCAGGUUGACUUGGGGGGCGGCAGAACCGGAAGGUCCCCUUCUGUGUCCCCGGACCGUGGGAGCGUCCCCACCUCCCCUUAUUCUGUGCCUCAAAUUGCUCCGAUGCCCAGCAGCAAGCUGUGUCCUGUCUGUAAAACCACCGACCUGAUGGGCACUGGGGACGACAAGCCCAACUUCAACACCUGCACACUGUGCCGCUCCAUGGUGUGCAACCAGUGCGGCUUCAACCCCAACCCUCACCUCACAGAGGUACAAGAGUGGCUAUGUUUGAACUGUCAGAUGCAGAGAGCGCUGGGGAUGGAUAUGACCACACCACGUUCCAAGAGUCAGCAGCAGAUUCACUCUCCUUCUCAUCCAACCCAACCUGAGCCCAAACCUGAAGCUACCAAUCAGCCCGCGCCUCAGCCUCAGCCUCAGCCUCACCCUCAGCCUCAACCUCAGCCUCAACCUCAGCCUCAGCCUCAACCCACUCCUCAGAAACAGCCUACGGCUCAGCCACAUCCAGCGCCUGGCCCUACCAAACAGCCUGCCGCAGGUGGUCCGGGUCAUCAACAACCCAAACUGCCUCCAGGGGCGGUCCCUCUCCCUGGAAUGGCCAAGGCCCCAUCCCAGCCAGAUCUCUCUCGAGGCUCGCCUGCCCACCAUCCCCAGCAACCCCGCCAGGAUCAGACUCGCAGUGCUGGAAGCUCCCCAUCACGACAGCCCCCUCCCCCCGAGCAGACAUUUGGAAAGCUGUUUGGCUUCGGCGCUUCCCUUUUAAACCAGGCCAGCACUCUCAUAUCUGAGACCACUCAACCCCAGCAACAGCAGCAGCCCCCAAAACCGGCUCCCAAACCUGGGGGGCCUCCUGGUCCAGGACCCGGAGCAGGUAAAUCUCCGGGACCGCCUGCACAACAAGGGCCACAACCCCCACCACAGCAGCAACAACGGCAUGCUCCCCCUGAGUCUUCUAAACCCAGAGCCUCCUGUCCCCUCUGCAAGACUAACCUUAAUAUCGGCAACGCCUCUGAGGAACCCAACUACAACACCUGCACACAGUGCCACUCCCAGGUGUGCAACAUGUGUGGAUUCAAUCCCACUCCACACCUAGUUGAGAAGAAAGAAUGGCUCUGCUUAAACUGCCAAACACAGCGGGCUCUGUCAGGAAGUUUGGGAGAUAUUCCACCUCCUGCAGCCCCUUCCAUGGGAUCUCCUCGGGCACCUUCUCCAUUCAAACAGCAAACACCUCAGCAGAAAGCACCCAGUCAAGGUUCAGGGCCUAGGAUUACAGGUCCUCAACAACAGAAACCUACAGGUCCCCAAGUAAGUGGCCCUCCCUCUAAUGUGAAACAGGCUGGGCCUGCUCCUCAAUCAAAAGGGCUCAGCCAAACCUCCCCUCAAACCAAGGGUUCUGCUCAGCCACCCUCCCAAGCUAAGAGUCAAACACAGCCUUCCUCUCAAAGUAAAGGACCUGCUCAAAUUAAAGGUCCUGCCCAGUCACAUGCUCAAAAUAAGGCCCCUGCACAGCCUGCUAACCAAGUGAAGGGCCCAAGUCAGGCAAAAGGGCCGACUCAGACAAAAGGAUCUGUUCAGCCCUCUGCUCAGACUAAGGGCCCUUCUCAUCCUUCUGGUGCCAAGGCUGCACCUAGCUCUAAUAAAUCUGCUCCUAACCAUAACAAGGUUUCCACACCUGCAAAACCAGUUCCUACUCAGUCUAAACCCACAGGUAACAACCAGACCCGCAAACAACAGACCCCACAAAGCCAGGAGAAGAUGAAAGUUGCAUCUAAAUCUCUAAAAGAAGAUGCCAAAGUCUUACCCAAGAAGGCUUUGUCAGAGACUGUGACUUCCCCACACGAGAUCAAGAUAACUGAGGAAGAAAAGAAGUCAAGACACCACGAAGACUCCAAUAAAUCAAGUACGCAGAGCUUAAGUGACACUGGAUACUCUUCAGAUGGGAUCUCCAGCUCACAAGGGGAGAUUACAGGUCAGAUCCGGGAAGAGGGAAUCAAGCUUAAUGAAAGAGGUGCUUCCAUCCCUUCAGACAUCAACAAAUUAGAGAGCUCUAUGAAACCUCUGCUCGAAUCAAAGUCUGCCUCAGACCCAAAGCAUAGACCACAUUCACUUUCUGUGGGGCAAGAACGAGACUACAAUCCUGAUGAAGAAGCAGGAAGGGAUGAAUCAGAAGAUGACCUCAGUUGUAAACUUCGCCAUGAUUAUGUGGAAGACAGCAGUGAAAGUGGUCUCUCGCCAUUGCCAAUAAGACAAAAGAAGUCCCAUAAAGACUUAACAGAUGAAGAAUACAUGAGGAGGCAGAUUAUGGAGAUGAGUGCUGAUGAAGAAGAAUUAGAAGAAUAUGGAAACCAGAAAACCAAGAAGACUCAUAAAACCAGUGGAGAGUCGGGCAAAGAGAGAAGGCGACUCUCUCAUCAGUCAAAUAGUUUUGAAGAAGACAAAAAAGUAUCUGAGGGUGCUUACAAGGCAAAUGAAGAGGAAGAUGUUGUUAUGGCUGGAGGACUUCGGCGUUUUAAAACGAUUGAGUUGAAUAAUACCAACAGCUACAACCGAGACAUUGAGCUCAGUAAUGAACAUGACCUUCGAGAGCCAGAACUCGAAAUGGAAAGUCUGACUGGUUCACCAGAGGAGCGAUCUAAGGGCGAUUAUUCAUCCACCCUACCGGCCACGACUCCCAGCUACACUUCUGGAACAUCACCCACAUCGGUAUCAUCUAUGGAGGAUGACAGUGACAGCAGUCCUAGUAGAAGAGCACGACUUGAAGAGGCAAAGCAGCAAAGGAAAGCUCGACAUCGGUCUCAUGGGCCUCUCCUCCCUACAAUUGAAGACUCCUCUGAGGAGGAUGAGCUCAGAGAAGAAGAAGAACUACUAAGAGAACAGGAGCAGAUGAGAGAUCUGGAGCAACAGAGGAUUCGAAGUACUGCUCGGAAAACAAAAAGAGAUAAAGAAGAACUUCGGGCACAAAGGCGCAGAGAACGAUCCAAAACUCCCCCCAGUAAUCUUUCCCCUAUUGAGGAUGCAUCACCAACAGAGGAGCUGAGACAGGCUGCAGAGAUGGAGGAGCUUCAUAGAUCAUCAUGCUCUGAAUACUCACCUUCUAUGGACUCAGAAGCAGAAGGUUUUGAGAUGAUAGGUGGAAAGCUUUACAAAUCAGGAAAUGAAUUUAAUCUUCCAACCUACACAUCACUCUAUUCACCAACAGAAAAGACAUCAGCAAUGUUGCCAUCUGAUAAAACCUUAAAAAGUGCAGAAGAGGUAUAUGAAGAGAUGAUGAGGAAAGCACAACUCAUGCAGAAGCAGGGUCAAAAAGGUGCCUCUCAGCCAGACAGUGGCCAUCAUCUUGAUGCUGGAACCUCCCUAACCCCUGGCUCUAGCCCAACUCAAGUAACUGCACCCAUGUCCUUCUCCACAUCAGGCAGCAUGCACGCUGCACAGCAUUUAUCAAAAGAAACACAAAACAGAAUGAUGACACAGAGUGCCAAAAUUGAAGGAGUUGUUGGAGUUGCCACUACCAAAGCUCAAAUUAGUCAGGCAGCCUCAGCUCGGCAGGCAGGAAAUGCAGUGCCUGUUAGCAACAGAGCAGGCCCCCAGAGGUCAACACAAGCAACACCCGACCCUGGAUCAUCAUCUUUGACCUCCAAAGUCUUUUCAAUGUUCAAAGGACCUAGUCCUCCAGUCUCACCCACUACUUCUCCAACAAAAAGUCCAACACAUUCACCAUCUGUUCGACCCACAAGUGGUAGUGGCAGGCAGCUACCAUCUUUGCCUUCUGGAGCAACAACAGCUCCAGUAUCCCAUACUGGAGCACCUCAAAGGACAAUGUCACCUCGUCUUGUACGACAGCAGUCAUCCCAAGAUUCACCCGUGAUGGUCAUAACACUAGGCUCUGAAAAGUCAAGCCCUGCCAAGCCAAUUACUGUAAACUCAUCCACUUCCCCCUUGUCCUCACCAACACAGGGCAGUUGUAAAACCUUAUAUAGCUCACAGCCCCCUUCAACAAGUUCGCCAACAUCACCUCAAAUGCAUUCCUCUCAGCAGCUAAAACAUUCUUCACAAAUGGGGCACAAUAUUGAAAAAGUAAAUGUUGGUAUCAGUGCAGGAGCGACAAGUACACAAACUCGUGCUUCAAAGGUUGUGGGACAAAGUCAAACACAGCAAAGCACAAAUGUUGUAGAUCUGAGAGCUCCAAUGAGACCAGCUCCAAUUAUUAUGACAGAUCAAGGAAUGGAUCUCACAUCACUUGCUUCUGACACAAGAAGAUAUUCAUUAGGAGCAGAGCAGUCAUCGAGUAGACACACAGCAGUGCAGCCUCUUAUUAUGAACCUCAAUGCACAAGAGCAACCACAUGUUUCUGUUUCAACUCCAACAACAGUAAGUGUCACAGUUGCUGUGUCAACCUUCAUGUCUCAACCCAAACAACCUGUCAUAUAUGGAGACCCAUUGCAGAACCGUGUGGAUCUGGGUCAGGGUGUUGGAUCAGCUGUUUGUUUAACCCAAAGCAAAGUCCCAAUUACUGAUCCAACUAUACCCAAAAUUGAUGCCUGUCUGGAAAAUCUUGGCAUACAACAACAGCAACUGCAGUUACAACAGCAGAAGCUCCUGCAGCAGCAACAACUUCUUGAACAGCAGCUUCAGCAGCACCAGCAGCAGUCUUCUUUUGCUCGUUAUAAUUUAGCCAAUCAGGUACAGCCACUGCUGAUGAAAAAAGACCUUGUAGUGAGUCAGACAAGCACUGGUCAGCCUGUGGUGACUGCUAAUGCCAUUCCUAGAGUGUCUCCUCUCGCUCCUCCAUCAGCAUCUGUGGCCCUUACUUCUAAUGUACCCCUCGAAAUGUAUGGCGGAGUUGCCUUAGAGCUGAAAAAUAAGCCAACUGUUAUAAACUUGUCAACAGGAAAACCCCAUGUUAUGAUGGUACAACUUGAUGAGAAUAACACAUCCAAAAGUGGCACCGUGACUCAGCUGGUAAAAAGAGAAGAGCAUCCCCCUGCACCACCACCUCCUCCUCAGGUUUUGGAUCUAACUGGACAGCUUAAACAAGAAAACCAAGUGGCUUGUUGUGAUGUUGUUUACAAAUUGCCCUUUGCUGGUACCUGUUCAGGGACAUUCUCUCAGAAGCCUGCUACAGUGUCCUCAGAUAAAAGUCCCACCACCGAAAAGUCUCAAGCAGCCCACCCUCCUCAGCCACCCCAAUUUAGUGUUAGCCAGCAACAACAGCCACAACUGCAGCCUCAAAUUACACAAGGACUUCCUGACGAACACAAACUAUAUCCACCACCUAUAGCUUCUGCAGGGAGAUUACAGCCUUCUAUGUCUGAUACUAAUCUGCCUUCAAUGAGUGAUGCUGGGUCCUAUCAGAAUCCUCUCCAGGGUGGACUGGCUGUAGAUCUCAGUAGUAUGAAUCAAGGUUAUGAUGGUGGAUACCUUGGCAUGGGAGCACAGUAUGGAUCUUACACAGAUUUGCGUCAUCAGGGAGAUUUUACAGGCCCUUCAUUACCCCUUCGUCGGUAUGGCUCCAUGUCAAAUAUCAACUCUGAUUACACCAGUGCUUCACGUGAUAUUACAGGCUCACAGGAUUCCAAUCUGGCUCAGUAUAGUGCAACUACUGCUAGGGAGAUAAGUCGUAUGUGUGCAGCCCUUAACACUGUCGACCAGUUUGGAAGCCGUUUUGGAAAUAACCCUGAAUUGGCAGCAUAUGGUGCUGGAAGAGGUGGGCCUUUAGCCAGAUUAAAUCUUCAACAAAGCCUAGCAUCAAUAAGGGCAAAUUUGCUUUAUGGUCCAGAUAGUAGACAAGCUGUGAAUGGCCAAGCUCUAACAAAUUUAAUCAAUGCGAGGCAAGCAAGUAUACGAGCCUUAUACCCUACUGCUAUGAGAGGUGGUGAUGGCAUGAUAUAUUCCACCAUAAACACUCCCAUAGCUUCCACCUUACCAAUUACUACACAGCCUGCCCCAGUAAUUCGUCCCAUGCCCCGAGGAAUUUACAGACCCUACCCUGCAGGUGUAACUGCUGUACCUUUGGCUAGUCUUACCAGAUUGCCUCAGUUGACUCCCAGAAUGCCUCUUUCCACACAAGGAGCAUAUUCCUAUCCUUCUCCAAACCAGUAUCCUUUGUCUGUCACACCAACAGGAAGUGGUGUUGUAAUAAGCAGCUCUCACCAAGAAAUUCCAGUAUACCUUGGGAAGCCGUCAACAACAAUAUCUGGACCAACAGCUGCCACCAUUCCCCCGACACCACCUGCAGCGCACUCAGGAACACAAAGCGUACCUGGAGCUGGUAUACAAGCCACAGCAGAACAACAAAUCGACAGAUCUCAAUUUACUUCACAAAGUAUUGCAUCUCUCUCUCAAGUUCAAGGCCAACCUUCAUCUGCCCAACAAGUGCAGGCUCAAAUGCAACCGCAACAGUUACCUGCACAGACAGAACCUUUAUCUUUGACUCAAACCCAACCUCAAACACAACCCGCCAGUCAGCCUCAACCAGUAGUUCUCUCUCAGGGACAGACACAAGCUGAAAGUACCCAGGCAUCAAGUUCCAAACUGUCCCCUCCCAUUGAUGCACAAAAGAACAAGGAAGAUGAGAAACUCAAUCAGCAACAAGAACAACUUCUGCAGCUAGAGAGAGAACGGGUUGAAUUAGAAAAACUGAGGCAAUUGCGCCUUCAAGAGGAGCUAGAGAGAGAUCGUAUGGAGCUUCAGCGUCACAGAGAAAAAGAACAACUUCUUGUUCAACGUGAGAUCCAAGAACUGCAGACAAUAAAACAGCAAGUCCUACAACAACAGCAAGCCGAGAGGGAGACACAACUUAUAAUGCAAAGAGAGCAGCUGGCCCAGCAAAGAAUGCAGCUUGAGCAAAUUCAGACCCUGCAGCAGCAGCUUCAGCAGCAACUGGAGGAGCAGAAAAGGCAAAAAACAGCAGCAGUUGAAGCAGCAGCAGCGGCUGCAGCUGCUGAGGUGGCUGCUGCAUCAGCUGCAGCAGUGGCUGCAGCAACAUCAGCCCAGAGUGCCAUCCAAGGAGUAGUUGUUGGAGCAGGGGCCCCUCAAGGAUUUAUAAUCUGUGAUCAGACUGGUAGAGUCCUUCAGCAAGAUGGGCAAAGUGUGCAAUUUUGGCAGGAUGGACAAGUUGUCCAAGCAGUAGUGGCUGCUCGACCCAUUCAUAGCUCCACCUCUGAAAUGUCUUUGAGAAGCAGUGACAAGCAGGGUGAUUCCAAGACUAUGAAAAAGCAGAAUUCCAUGCCUCGGCUGAGGGAUGGUUCAGAGGAGGACUCUGUCAAAAGAAUUACAGACAGCUGUGUGCAAACAGAUGAUGAGGAUGGUGAAGAAAGGUACAUGAAUAGGCGUAGGAGAACAAGACGAAUUGCAGACUGCAGUGUACAGACUGAUGAGGAAGACCAGGGAGAAUGGGACCAACAACCAGUAAGGCGCAGACGGUCUCGUGUGUCCAAGCACUCUGAAUCUAGUGGUGAGGCAAAAUCUGAUGGCUCUUCCAAGGUAAUUUCAGCAAGUAUAGCUAUUCAGACCACUAAUGACUCAUCAUGUCAAACAGAGUCAGACCUACUUGGCAGAGUUUCACCUGCAAUCCACAUUACUAUGGCAGAGACCUCAAAAGUUGACCUACUGCAUUAUAUAGCAGCUCCAGAAAGAACUCACAAAGGUGAGAGUUUAGCAUGCCAGACAGAACCAGAAUCACAUUCUCAGGGAGUAGUAGCCCCUCAGCUGAGUGUCCCUACAACUAUUAGUCCAUACUCUACAAGUCUCCAUAUAGUAGGUGGAAAUACAUCUGACACAGCCUCUCCCAGACUCCAAGGAGUAGCUAAGUUUGAAAGGAGGAAACCAGAUCCUCUGGAAAUAGGCUAUCAUCAUCAACAUAAUGAGUCUUCAUCUCGCCAACCCCCAAAAUCUCCCCAAGUACUGUACUCCCCAGUUUCUCCAUUGUCUCCUCAUCGGAUGUUGGAGACAACUUUUGCCUCUCAGGAGAAGCUUAACAAGGCCCAUGUUACACCCCAGCAGAAAUCCUUCACUGCUGAAUCUCCACGCCAUCAGACGCUGCCAAGGCCCAUUAAAAGUGUACAACGCUCCAUGUCAGAUCCAAAACCUCUCAGCCCAACAUCAGAGGAUCCCACAAAGAAUCGGUUCUCCCCCUAUCAUCAAGUGCUGUCCAAUAGCCAGAUGGCCUCCCUGCAGCAGCAGCAGAACUCUCUGAUGAGGAAAGUAAAGAGGACUCUUCCCAGCCCCCCUCCAGAGGAAGCACCGCUCCCCAUUGUUACUCCAGCACAAAUGUACAGCUCCCCUGGCAUGCCUCAGAGGGUGCUUCCAAGACCAGCCCAAGGAGUCACCAAGGCGGGUCUGUUAAGCGAAUUAAAAGCAGUGGAGCAAGAGUCAUCAAAGCUACGUAAACAGCAGGCUGAGCUGGAGGAAGAAGAAAAAGAGAUUGAUGCCAAGCUGCGGUAUUUGGAACUGGGCAUCACUCAGCGUAAGGAGACCAUGGUGAAGGAUAGGGAGAGGAGAGAGUUAGCCUAUCUGCGAUGUAUGGGUGAUCCUCGAGACUACAUGUCAGACAGUGAGCUCAAUAACCUCAGGAUGGGUGCGGGAACUGGAACAUAUGAUGCUAAUGGUUUACUGACAAGACCGAGUACUGCACCACUGAGUCAGUUUACUAAUGACCUCAAUGCAACAUCCCAGUAUCCCUCAACCUCAUCUUAUAUGCCCUACCCAUACCCUCAAACUCAACCAUCUACACAUCAGCCUGGUUCUACUUACCAGCCAAUAGGUUUCCAAACUCCUCAAUACCCUUCAUCUUCUGCACCUCAGCCUGGAACAUUCCAGCCUCAUCCUCCAACAGUCCCUGGGUACCAGAACCAGGGAACUUAUUCCUCCCGCAUGUAUGGCCAGUCCUCCUAUCAAACUGACUUCACCAUGCAGCAGCAUGGUCACCAGGGCUUUCAUUCACCUGGUCAGCCUAUGCCAGGACAAAGCCUUCCUUAUCCUAGUCACAGUUCCUACCAGCCUGGCCUCGCCUACCAGCCGCAAGCAGAAAUUCUUACUGUCCAUCAAAGACCGCGGCAAACUUCUUUGGCUGAACUUGAACAAAAACUCCCUACAAAUUAUGAAGUCAUUAGCAACCCAGCAGUCUCAGUGGCCACUUCUGCUCCAGAUACCAACUUUGGACCAGCUUACAGUAAUGCAUAUGGACAAUACCGCCCCCCUGAGCCUGGGCUAACUCACUCUGUGGACAGUCCCACCUCUGCAUACACUUCAGAUGGUCUUUACACAUCCAACCUGGAGCAGAAUAUUCCAAGGAAUUAUGUGAUGAUUGAUGACAUCAGUGAGUUGACAAAAGACAACACUGGUCAGCCCACUGACGCUCUGGGUCAUCCUGUGGGAGGGCGGUAUCGCAGUGAGAAUGGCUCUGCACGAGCAACUGGAUAUGAGGAGCCUGUUGAUGCUUAUGGAAGACCUGCAGGACCAGCUGGUUACCAAAGCACAGUGGACAGUCGGACCAGCACCACAGUGAGUGGAGGCUCAUCUUACUACUAUGAUGAUUAUAAGCAUUCUUCUCGCUCUGGUGGCCACAAAAUUUCCUCCAAAAAUCUUGCUCCUGCUGUAGUCUCCUCUAAACGAAGUAAGCACAGAAAACAGGGAAUGGAGCAGAAGAUUUCUAAAUUCUCACCUAUUGAGGAAGCUAGGGAUGUGGAGUCAGACCUUGCUUCUUACACAAUGACAACAUCAACUGCAGGCACCUGUCCAGUAGGGUCAAGAUCAAAGAAGCUUCAAGAUGACGUCGCCUACGGCAUGAAGAAAAAUGCAUAUGAUCAACAGAAAUAUUAUGGCACGAGUCAUGAGGGUCUUGAAGAGGAUGACCGCAUGUACAGCUCCGGAAGGUCCAGAUCUACAGGAUACGGUAUGGAUAAGAUUUCUUCCAGAGACACCACAGGCCACCGCAGCAAAUCCUACGAGAGAGAUGCUAUGGAGCGAUCUCACCGAAGUAGCCGCAGUGGACGUCCUCCGAUGCGAACUCAGAAUUCAGAAGAGGAGAGCCCACUUAGUCCUGUAGGGAAGCCUGUAGGUAUGGGAAGAAGUUCUGCCAUGUCAGAGGCCCACGAUGUGAGAAACCAGUACGGUUCCAGCCAUUCGCUGCCGGAUGUGCAAGAUCACCACAAGAAGGACCUUCCCAGAAGUCACGUCUAUAAACCAGAUGAUCCUUACCUCGUAGACGACAUGCACUGUGCUGUUUCUGAUAGCGAAGCCUAUCAUUUGGGUCAAGAGGAGACUGAUUGGUUUGAGAAACCACGGGAGGCCCGCUCUGAUCGCUCAAGACAUCAUGGGAGUGGAGGUCACUCUUCCACAGGAAGACGUAGUAAACAUACUUACCAUGACUAUGAUGAGCCUCCAGAGGAAUACAGUCAACAGGAUGAGUACAACCAGCGUCACCCUUCCUCUUCGUCACGGGACCACCGCCAUCACGGCAGCAGCUCUGGCAGACACACUUCCUCUCGUCACUCCUCAGAGGACCCCAAGUCUUCACGCUCUUCCAGGACACACCCCAAAGACCCAUCUGGUCGCACUGAUAGCAGGACCUCCUCAUCCACACAAAGAAGGAGCGGUACAGACUCUCGGUCUGCCCACGGUAGCCCACGCAACUCAGGAGACUUCUCUCGUGAGCCGGUCCCUGGUCAUCACCAUGGCACUGGGGGUCGGAGUCAGAGAUCUCAAGGUGACCGCACAAUGGGCAGGAGACAAGACCCUUCUAAGCCACAGAACCAGCAGCCACCCCAGGGCCACGCAGGGCAGCAGCGAUCAGGAGGUCAGGGGCAGACUGGAAGACAUUCGGGUUCUGAACAACUUGAUGGUAGCCAGCAGGCUCAGCAGCAGCAGCAGCAUCAACAGCAGCAUCAACAACAGAGUGUGCAACAACAGCAGCAGCCGCCACAGCACAGUCAGACUCCACAGAGUAGCCAGCCAGUUACGAACACUGGAAGUGGACCAGCACAACAGCAGCAGCAGCAGCAGCAGCAGCAGCAGCAAGCCAAACCUGGGCAGGUUGCAUCACAGGGACGCCAACCAGGAGUGGGGUCUGCAGCAGGGCAGCCAGCAACAGUGGGAAAAAUGGAUGCCACCCCUACUGCUGCUAGUCCAGGAAUGAAACCUGCAUCAGGAAUCGCGGCACCACCUCAGCCUACCAAAAUAGCCACACCACCGCUAACUGGCAUCGGCUCCAAGGCAGCGCCUGUUGGAAUCAGUAGCAAGCCUGGAGGCAUAGGCAGCGCUGCAGCCGGUCAGCCCCCAGGUCCUGAAGGGGAAAAUGUUCUAACCAAGAUCCUGCAGGGAGGGGCAGCCGAGCAGGCAGGAAAACUGGGAGAUGCUCUGUCUGGCCUUGGGAAAAAGUUCACCUCAUUCUGGUGAAAUACCAGGAGGCGAAGAACACAAAUACAAUGAGAUGGACUGGUUUCUUUGUGCUGGAAAACCUACAACACCAUCUUAAAUAUAUUUUAAAUCCACCAUGAAAAAGAAGAAUGAUCCUUAAUGCAUCAGUCAAGCUGGAAUCAAAGGAUGCCUUGUCAGCACUGAAUUCCCCAGACACGGGCUCCCGAUUGAAGUGAAUUAAAUAAGGGGGAUCGCUUUGUCAGCAGACUGUUACAAGACAUGAGAGGAGGACUGAAGAGGCCUGAAAGUGAGUAAUAAGGAAGUGGUGAAGUUCUGGGAGAAAGCAGCACUUCUUUCUUCAUUUCUUUCAUCCUGCAGAGGAAUGCUCCAGCAUGGACUCUGUGAGAAAGCAGUACAAUCUUCACUAACAGAAGCAAGGGUAGGGGCAUAUUGGACAAACCGUCCAUGCAUGUCACCUCUGAUUCAGCUCAGCAAAAAGGAGCCUCACAGCGCCCUCUGCAGAGUUUUAAUUGUAACACCACUCGCCUCUGAGGAAUGUAGGUUGCACAAGGACUCUAGAUUCCACAUUGAUGCUUUGGGAGCAUUCUAAAAAAAAAAGAAAAAAAGAAAAGGUUGUAUUGCGUAGGUUUUCCUCGUCUCAAAGGAACCAGUCUUACCCGACAAUGACAACAUGUACCCGGAAACGACAAAGCUUUUGACAGCAACAACAAACCGGCUUGGAGAUUCCUUCGAAACCCUGGAAAUGCUUCUCCACAGUCCAUUCCAGUAUAGGGAGCUUGACCCGUUCUCUGAAUGUGUUUUUAAUUUAUCGUCUCUUCGUUACUGUGUCUACAGAAUGCAUUGUGUAAAUGUGGACACAGGAAUGCACGCACAAAUGGAAAAAAAAAAAAAAAAA
This is a messenger RNA of Poecilia latipinna (sailfin molly), 12745 nucleotides long. It is a transcript of the gene bsnb, whose product is annotated as bassoon (presynaptic cytomatrix protein) b. Gene Ontology annotation, biological process: protein localization to synapse; presynaptic active zone assembly. Gene Ontology annotation, cellular component: glutamatergic synapse; axon; GABA-ergic synapse. Gene Ontology annotation, molecular function: structural constituent of presynaptic active zone; metal ion binding. The transcript has 13 exons. NCBI's taxonomy places the organism in Eukaryota, Metazoa, Chordata, Actinopteri, Cyprinodontiformes, Poeciliidae. Bases 157 to 11868 code for a protein of 3903 amino acids. The record is from RefSeq and is a predicted model, not a curated record.